AUGGCGGGCGUACGGGGGGGGGUAGAAGGCACUAGCAUACUGGACAAAGCUCUUGAACAUCCAAAGGAACAGAUGCCGGGCAUUGACUUCCUCGUGGGUUUGAGCAUCAGAGCGAUGGUGAUGGUGGUCAAUUGCUUAACCCAUGUUCGAAAAGCCGAGAUCAUCCAGCUCAUAGAGCAGGUGAAGCAAAGCUGCUUGAAACAUGAGCUAGUGCUGCUUCCGGUGCUGAUUCCGGAGCUUCAGGUAGAGACCGAAGCUCGCUGGGCCCUGCAGCGCUCUUUAUGGGACAAACCCUGGUUGCGCGGAGUGGCUCAGUCCCUUCUGAGCGCCUUCCAGGGCGAAGUAGACCUUGAGGCAGCUUCAGCUAAAGGCGAGCAGCGGAAGCUGCAGAAGCUCUUAAAGAGACACACCUUGCAGCUGAGUCUUGAGGAGAUGAAAGAAAUUCUGAAAGCCUUGGAUAAAGGCAUCAGCGAUGAGAUGGUUGACUUGGUGUUUGGUGCAUUGAGUACCUCAAAGGGUACUGUGGACAUCGAUACACUUCUUCAAUGGCUGUUCCAAGAUCAGCUCCUAUAG
Molecule: messenger RNA, 573 nt
Organism: Durusdinium trenchii
Lineage: Eukaryota; Dinophyceae; Suessiales; Symbiodiniaceae
Source: the annotation of a GenBank genome assembly